This is a messenger RNA of Nylanderia fulva, 1714 nucleotides long. NCBI's taxonomy places the organism in Eukaryota, Metazoa, Arthropoda, Insecta, Hymenoptera, Formicidae. The record is from RefSeq and is a predicted model, not a curated record.
GUGGAUAAAAAAGUCGCAUGAAGCAAUCAAAAUAAAAGUGCAUGGUGCAUGGCCUAAUAAACACAAAUCCCGUCAUUUACGAUCAGUUGAAUCAAAAUGGGAAGAAAGCUUAAUAAAGAUUUGUAAAAUAGAAUACUUUUGUUUUAGCCAAGCAAUAUCUUUAACCUAACUUGAGAAACAGACUAAGAGAUUUUAUAUAAUUGAUUUCACAUGAAAGAAAUCAAUAUUGACAAUAAAAUGGUCAAUAAAAACAUCAGUGGCAGUCCUCCGCUACCAGCAGAUAAACUACCAGAAUGUUGGAAUCAAGAAGAGAGAAUGAGUGCGUUAUUCUCACCAUUUCGCAGUAAAUCAGCCAAUCCACAAGAUUGGAUUUCUAAAUACAAAUUCUGGCAUAAUUUGAUAUACGAAUGGCUAGCACAUACUAUGCAAUGCAGUUUUUCUGUUAUUGAUUUAAAUGAAGCUUUUAAAAGAAGAGGUUGUACACCUCUUUGUCUGGUUACCGUCAUUGAAGAACUUGUCAGAAAUAAUGAAAUAAUGCACGAGACAGAUUUUUUACAAGAACCAUGUGAAACAUGGACAGCAUGGUCAAUUGAUAUAUUUGUAAAAAAACCAAUUAGCUGGUCUUUCUCCAAAGUAAAGAAUUAUAUAGUAGGCCAGAAUGCAAAUAACACCGAAGUGAGAUACAUACACUUGCGAAUUGUUCGUGAAUUGGGUGAUAUUAUUCUUUCCAUUGCUGACAUUAAAAAAGAUAAUGUUUUAUUCACGAUUUCUGAAAUAGUGAGAUAUUGUGAGAGCAAAACUAAGAAACAAAUUUCAGAGAAUACAGUGAGAUUAGUGUUGGAGUGGUUAAGACGUAGAAAAAAAGUUGCUUUUAGAAAAAAUUUUAAUUCAAAUAGUGAAUUACUUGUUAAAAUUUCUACACAAACAGUAAAUGAAAUUACAGAAAUAGAAGAAGGCACUUAUAAACUGCUGAAGCAAGAAAAUGAGCUGGUCAAAGAGAUAGAACUUAUGGAGCAAGAGAAACUCAAUAUUAUCAAUGAAGCAAAAUCAUAUUUGGCAAAAGAAUUGCGCCAGACGGCAAAAACAUGCUUAAGAAGAAAAGUGGAAUUAGAAAAGACAAUAGAAAAGCGUGCUCAAGCUCUUGCAAACCUACGCACUCUAAUCAGCAAUAUUGGAAAUGCACAUUCAAAUUCUGCUGUAUUGUCUGCUUACAAGACUGGAUCUGAUGUAUUGAAAAAAAUUGGACAAAAGGGUUUAACGGAAUAUGAUGUUAGAGAUGUUAUGGAUGACAUUAACGAAAUUCUAGAAGAAAAAAAAGAAAUAGACUCAGUUUUAUCUGAGACAUUAAAUCUCACAGACUCGGAUACCGAGUUGGAAAAAGAAUUAGCAGAAUUAUUGGAUGAAGACAAUGUAAAUAUUCCUAAUACAGUUUCUGAAUCAAAUCCAGAAAACAAAUUGGAGCAACGUUUGCAAGAUUUACGCAUGGAAGGUUUAGUUUCACCUGACAAAAACAUAACUGUACCAGCUGUACCAUCCCAUAAGGAAAGGGCAUUAAAGAAACCUCAAUAUUUCUAAGAUGCAACAAUAGAGCAUAAUAAUAUAAUUGUAUAAUAACUUCAUCUCUUGUCUCUUAAAUAUUUCAUUGCAUGUACGAAAAAUAAUUUAUAUAUAUGAAUACAUGUAUAUUAUGUAUAAAGGAAAUAAAAAAGAAAAU